AAACCAGUGAAGCCAUUACAGGAAACCAGUGUAACCACUACUGGAAAGUGGUGGUUAUUACUAUAGAGCAGUGUAACCAUUAAUUGAAACCAGUCUAGUCAUAACAAAACCAGCAUUGCAGGAAACUAAUGAAGUCAUAACUAAACUAGUGUGGUCAUUACUGUAGACCAGUUUUACCAUUCCAGGAAACCAGUGGUGUCAUAACUAAACCAGUGUGGUCAUUACUGUAGACCAGUGUAACCAUUACUGUAAACCAGUGGAUUCAUAACUCAACCAGUGAAGUCAUAAACAAGUUUGGUAAUUACUGUAGACCAGUGUAACCACUACUGUAAACCAUUGUUGUCAUAACUAAACCAGUGUGGUCAUUACUGUAAACCAGUGUAGUCAUAACUAAACCAGUGAAGUCAUAACUAAACCAGUGGUCAUUACUGUAGACCAGUGUAACCAUUACUGUAAACCAGUGUAGUCAUAAACUAACCCAGUGUAGUCAUUACUGUAGACCAGUGUAACCAUUACUGUAAACCAGUGUAGUCAUGUAAGGUAGAACAGCAGAUGGCUUUACUGCCUACUGAGGAGUGCUGUUCUGGUUUACUGGACGAGGCGUUUGCUUCCGGGGUGAAAGGUCAACGAUAAGUCUACUGAGCAUACCUGGGAACCAGGCGUGGGCAAGACAGGAGAGUGGUGUGGUGUGUGUAUAUAAGGAGCCUGGCACUCUGCAACACACCCGUGUGCACCUGUGUACAGAUCACACCUGUAUCCACCUGAGGAAAGAUCACACCUACGACAGUGGGUUUCAUUCAUCUCCAUGGCUACAUUGUUGUUCCUGUUUGCAAUGCUCUGCAUUGCAACUGCAGAGCCUCUAGUAGAACACACAAAGGAGCAGGCAGAUCUACAGUCUGGAAACCAAGAAGCGAGCUCGGUCCUCUGUCCAGCUGGUUGGUUUAAUCACGGCUCACGCUGCUUCCUCUACGUUGACAACCCCCUGGGCUGGAACGACGCAGCGGAUCACUGCAAGAAGAUUGGCGCAAACCUGGCCUCCAUCCACAACCCCACUGAGAACAACUUCAUGCAGCUACUGGUCCAGGUGGGGAACAACGACGCGUGGAUAGGAGCCUACUACCUGCAGACUCAAUGGAGAUGGAUCGAUGGUGAAGGGUUGUACUACAGCGACUGGAUUGGCAUGUCUUCAGCCUCCAGCAACCCCUGUGCCUACCUACGCAAGAAUAACGGUUGGGGCAACUCUGUCUGUAGCACCAAUCGGAGAUUCAUCUGCAGUACAAAACCUGGCAACUGCUAGCUAUCUGGCUAACAUGUCCAAAGCUUGCUGAUGGGUAUCCCUAUUUGGGUUCAAGGCUUUGGAUCUUACUCCUGCAUGUUUAUUAUGGACUUAAGUAAUAAUAAUAAGUACGGUAGUAAUAAUAAUACGUUUAUAAUUAUACGUUUAUUUUAUAAAGCACAUUUCUCACACUCAAGGUUGCUUUACAGUCUCAUGAGCACACACAGAACAAGACAGCAACACAACACAGAUAAAAAAAUAUAUAUAUAUAUAUAUAUACACACACACAUACACACACACACACACACACACACACACACCACUAUGCAGUGGUGACAGAGGAGACGAAGUGUUCUUGGAACAGAAAGGUCUUGAGAUGACCUUUAAAAUAAGUUCCAAUUAGGUUUCUUUGUUAGCAUGCCAAGAUGCUAACCUGCCACUCACAUGGGCUCAGACUCUGUGCGGCCCUGAAUAAAUGCUUAUCGAUCACCAAUUAACAUUUCCAUUGAGUAUUAAGUUUACAACGAGAUUUUGAGUGCUUUGUUCCAGUAAU
Molecule: messenger RNA, 1829 nt
Organism: Gadus chalcogrammus (walleye pollock)
Lineage: Eukaryota; Metazoa; Chordata; Actinopteri; Gadiformes; Gadidae
Product: rheacalcin-1-like
Exons: 7
Coding region: 806-1297 (163 amino acids)
Molecular function (GO): signaling receptor activity
Source: RefSeq, a predicted model, not a curated record